Molecule: messenger RNA, 937 nt
Organism: Bipolaris sorokiniana ND90Pr
Lineage: Eukaryota; Fungi; Ascomycota; Dothideomycetes; Pleosporales; Pleosporaceae
Exons: 3
Coding region: 1-906 (301 amino acids)
Biological process (GO): glycine biosynthetic process; L-threonine catabolic process
Cellular component (GO): cytosol
Molecular function (GO): L-allo-threonine aldolase activity
Source: RefSeq, a predicted model, not a curated record
AUGGUUGAAAGAUCGGGCUCACCACAGUUGACUAGAGCAGCUCUGGAUUUUAGAAAAGGCGACGUCGUUACCACACCUUCAUUGAGCAUGCUUUGUGCUAUCGCUCGCACCACCUUGAACGAUGACGUUUACAGGGAAGACGAAACAACAAUAAAUUUUGAGCAAGAAGUGGCUAAUCUCUGCAACCACGAAGCCGCCGCAUUUGUUGUCUCUGGCACGAUGGCGAACCAGCUAGCUCUGCGAACACUGCUCUGGCAACCUCUACAUGCUCUCCUUGCCGAUGCAAGUGCGCAUAUAGUUCACUGGGAAUCUGGCGGAAUUUCCCGCUUCUGGGGAGCCAUGCUGCAAACUAUGCGUCCAAGCAACAAUCUUUAUUUGACUCUAGAAGAUAUCCAAAAGAGUGCCGUCCUGUCGUAUGACGUACACAAGUGCCCGACAAGAGUUGUGAGCAUUGAAAAUACUUCAAACGGAACCGUGGUGCCACUAGAAGAAUUACGUAGAGUUGAAGAUUGGGCUACAAGAGCUGGGUUACAGGUUCAUAUCGAUGGUGCAAGGCUUUGGGAAGCCGUUGCAGCUGGGGUGUGUGCUGAUUUAGUGACUGUCAACUUCAGCAAGGGUAUUGGUGCACCAAUGGGGGCGAUGGUCAUCGGUUCAGCAGAGUCGAUCCAGCGGUUGGGUCGGAUUCGCAAAAGUAUAGGCGAUGGUAUGCGUCAGUCUGGGGUUCUAGUUGCAGCUGCAAGACAAGGGCUUCUUGAGAAUUUUGGGACGAGCCAGACUGAUAUGAGAGGAAUUUUGAAGAAAAGUCAUUCGUUAGCAGGUACCAUUGGGACGCUAUGGAUUGAAAAAGGGGGAAAGCUAGUCAGACCCGUGGAAAAAAAUAUUGUAUGGCUAAAUCUGAGGGCCUAGGGCGUUACUGAUAGUGAAUGGACCCAAGCUG